ACGCGAUAUCUCGAGUCCGCAUUACGUAUACGUAUAAGUGUGGAGAGGUGGUAGCUAUUCACUUUUGUGUAGUUUUGCCAAGUUGCUGUCGAUCCGAAUUAGAGUCGCUACAUGUGUUUUGUUAUACGGGAAAUGUCAAAAGUGGCGUGAACGUUGAUUUUACGAGUGAUCAAGUGGCGGAGCGAGUGGUUUGUUGGUGAAAAGUGAAAAAUGCUGUGUCCGCCGGAGCGGUGGCGCGCGAACGCCGCAUUUUUUAGAUUCCGGUAGACUUCGAAAGUUUAACGCUUAUCUUCUAAUACGAUGCACUUUGUGCAAUAGAUGUGUUUUGUGUUUAGUGCAACACGUUCACUCAUAUUCCGAGGUAGAGUUUGGUGAAAAUGAAAACUACUUGCUCUAGUUUAAUAGAUAGCGCACUAUGGGCCCUCGUCGUGUACCUGCUGCUGCAUCUGCCGACCAUCGAGAUGAGGGUGGAUGACCUGGAGCAGCCCGCGCCGAGGGAGCAACCGCCUAUGGCAUCAACGCAGCGGCCGGAACCCGCUCACCAGCGCUACCUGAAGCUAGGAAAAUGCUUCCACAUGCCGCGCGACGAAUGUCCACCCCCAGGCUCCUGCAAGAAGGUUGGCGACGUGUCCGUCUUCUGCUGUGAUCUGGACAGCGCCCGACUUAAGGACGCACUCAGCGACUCCAUAACCCAGAACACGACGUACCUGCACGUUCUGAACGCGAGUAUCGACGAGCUGGAUCUGUCACAAGCUGUGUUCCGACGCCUGGCCUCCAUGGCGCUCACCGACGGAGACAUCGGCAAGAUCAGCGGCCAGUUCCCCAAGCACUCGCCGAUAGCCUGCCUGAACAUUUCCAGCAACAACCUGACGACGGCCAAGCUGCCGUCGCUGCAGCGGCCCUUCGCCUACCUCUACAACCUGACCGUGCUCGACGCCUCCGCCAACGACCUCACCGAGUUCCCGCUCAGCCUCGUGCACAGCAACAAGAAGAUCUCCGUGGAUCUGUCAGGCAACAACUACCUCCCAUGCAAGCACUUCCAGCGCGCUAUGGACGCCAACAACAGCUCGCUGGUGACGUUCCUGCACUACAACCAGACCUUCUGCGCGCUCGACCUGCAGUUCAACUGGUUCAAGGACGUGCAGGUCGUGCAGAUCGACCACCUCAAGAUACAGAAAGAGCUGAACGCGAACUGCCGCAAGAUCAAGCCAGCCGAGAGCAACUGCAGCUGCGUGUUCGAGCGCCUGGAGCUCAUGGGCGACGAGGUCACCAACCUGGUGGCCGUGGACUGCUCGCAGCGACACCUCACCGAGAUGCCCACGAAUCUGCCGCCCAAUACCGUGAAGCUCAACGUCUCUUAUAACAAUAUAACGUCGCUUCAAGCUGUGGGCGACGACCCGACCUACGAGCACCUGCGCCAGCUGUUCGCCGACUACAAUGACGUCAGCAACAUCAUCGCGCUCGAGGGCACCAAGUUCAUAGACAACUUCAUGCUCUUCUCCAUCGGCCACAACAAGCUCAAGACGAUACACACGUACGUGCUGUCGAAUAGAUUCGGCACGACGGGCCCGAAAUUGUCCAUAGCUGGGAACAAAAUCGUCUGCGACUGCAACGCGGAAAAGAUGAUCAAGCCCUGGCUCCAAGAGAACUUCAAAAACAUCCCCGACUACAAAAACCUAGAGUGCCAAGACAAUCUGGGCCCUGUGGUCGACUUAGUAGAGUCGAAAGUGUGUCACACGCCGCGUGACUGGACGGACUAUAUCUAUUACAUCAUAGGCUUGGAGGUUUUAGUGCUGGUUUUGUUGAUAAGUAAGGUUUCUUACGACUACUGGAUCUUUAAAACAGCUGGAUAUCUGCCUUGGCCAGCCAAUAAGAUGCCAAGGCUGCCGUGUGAUUGGCUGUGCGAGUGAAUCAGUGGUAUUUUGGACCGUAAACAAAUGACUAUUGGUGUGAAUUCACAAGCAUAUCAAAUGUAACAUGUUGACCUUGAGGUGGUUCGUAUUACUGACUCAAUAAGAGCGACUAUUGAAGUGCAAUUAUAACGCUUGAUGUGCAUGUCAAGAUAUAUCUUUUGAGAUGGCUGUUCUGUCUUGGACAGAGGCUAGAUGGAUUUUUUACAUAUUAUACAAAGACGUUUAGUAAACAGGUUAUAACUAUGUACAGCCAGCAUCAAAUAGUUAGUACCAAAGUAGUAAGUAGCUAAAGUAGCAAAAAAGUCCGCAAUACUUCCUUCCUUGUAAUUGGAAUAAGGUUGGGUUAUGGAUUAUCAACUUUUUGUCCACUUUGUGUGUCUCGAACUAUUUGACGCUGACUGUCCCUAUUAUAAAAUAGUUAUUAAGAAAAAUAAAUGUUGAUUGGUACAUAUUUUUAUAUGGGUUAAUUAAUAAGUUAAUUAUUAUAUGUUUUUUAAAAAUUGUAUGUUAGUGGUAGUAGGAAUAAAGCAAAAUACAUACUUAUUUGUUUAAUAACAAAAUGAAUUAUUUGAAUGAAAUAAAUAUAAGAAACUAAGAUCUCUUUCAUAUCGAUUUUGUUAUAAGACUAUGAAUGUUGCAAAUAAAUAAUCAAAAAGUAAUUAAAAAAUAGAAUCUCCAUUUAAUUAUUGUCUCGGUUUGUUUAGAAAUGAGUCUUGAAUUUUGAUAGAAAAACUUUUAUAUUGGGAAUUAUGGUAAUAUUAUUUUAUUAUAGAAAACAUUCUUUUACUUGUAUGAAAUACUGUGUGAGAGGAUGAAUUUAUUCAUUGAGUUUUUCUGGUGUUUUAUUUGGGCAGAAUGUGGUGCUAAUAUUUCAUAUCACUGAAGAAAAAUGUUGAACGACACUUGUCAUAAUAUAUUAUAUAAAUUUUUAACAUUAACUUUUUAGUUAGCACCAUCAAAGCUUAAAAUCUAAUUUAAUCUAGGCUGCUAUGAGGCUGAACUUUAGCUAAAGCUGAUUUAGGUAAUUAAGAAAUUGUACAUAAGUAAAACUUAUAUUUUUCACCGCCAUUUAAAUGUAGUUUCGCGAGAAGUGGUACUAACGACUUGUGACUUGUAUAUUUUAAAGUGAAUUGUCAUUCAUUUGUGCCAAUCCUAAUAAAACUACGCCAACUUAGAUGUCUUAUGCCCGUUUUCACCAUCAAUCCCUAAUUUUUAAGUGACCCCUAUGGUAACACAUAACAGGAAUUUUGUUUUCAAAGGGGGUCACUUAAAAAUUAGGGAUUGAUGGUGAAAAUGGGCAUUAAUCAAUCGUACUUUGAUAAAAUAAGCCUCAGCGCCUUAGCGGUUAAAACGUUGAACCACUAAAGCGCUGAGGGCUGCAAAAUGCCCUAAAAAUCUACUUAGGUAACCCGUUUAAGCUAUAUUAAUGUAUGGCGAUAGGAUAAAUAAUUUUUAAGGACUAAUCUUUACCGACAACGGCACAACAAACAAUAUUAUAUGUAGUUGUAAAGGAUCUAAAGCAACAAAAUGUUUGAUGUGGUGUCGACUGUACACUCAGAUGCAUAAAUAAAACCUAAGUUUAUUUUUUUAUAUAUUUCACAUUAUAUUUUAAUACAUUUUAUGAGGCUUCCAAUAUUUAAAUUCGUGUCUUGACUAAAGUGCCAUACAGAGAACUGGCUGAUUAUUCAAAGAUUUUAAGUUAAGAUGUUGUCCACUUAUUUGUAUAUUUUUAGAUAAAAUUAGGUAUUUUAUAGGUGUUAAAUACAUAUGGGCAAUUUUUUGUAUAUAAUUGAAGAAGACUGUAUAUUUUGUAUGUGUUUUUAAGUGUUGUCAAAUGGGCGAAUUAAAUUAAAAAAUAUAAUA
Ostrinia furnacalis (Asian corn borer) is the source of this 3776-nucleotide messenger RNA. It is a transcript of the gene hfw, whose product is annotated as leucine-rich repeat domain-containing protein hfw. The transcript is spliced from 11 exons. The record is from RefSeq and is a predicted model, not a curated record. Gene Ontology annotation, biological process: inflammatory response; signal transduction. NCBI's taxonomy places the organism in Eukaryota, Metazoa, Arthropoda, Insecta, Lepidoptera, Crambidae. Gene Ontology annotation, molecular function: signaling receptor activity. The coding region runs from base 378 to 1910 and encodes 510 amino acids. Gene Ontology annotation, cellular component: plasma membrane.